UUUCCUCGGAGUCCAAAAUGUUCCCGGAACUCAAUAACCUUCUCAACACCACUCCUGACACGGAAGAACAGGGGAAACUGACUCUACUCUGUGAUGCCAAGACAGAUGGCAGUUUCCUUGUGCACCACUUUCUGUCUUUCUACCUCAAAGCUAAUUGUAAAGUCUGCUUUGUGGCCCUUGUCCAGUCCUUCAGUCACUAUAACAUCGUGGGACAGAAGCUGGGCGUCAGCCUGACUGCGGCGCGGGAACGUGGGCAGCUCACAUUCCUCGAGGCUCUCAAGUCCUCGGUGGACAUCUUCUUCCAGACGCCGGUGGAGCCACCACAGCCCCUACAGUUUCUCAGGGAGGCCAGUGCUGCGGACCUGCGGCCACUGUAUGCAUUUGUGCGGGAGGCUCUAAAGCCUGGGGAUGGCGGGGAGGUAACGCGGAAGCCCCCAGUGCUGCUGGUGGACGACCUCAGUGUGCUGCUGAGCCUGGGCGUGGGGGCCGUGGCGGUGCUGGACUUCAUCCACUACUGCCGGGCCACCGUGUGCGCGGAGCUGAAGGGAAGCAUGGUGGCCCUGGUGCACGACAGUGGCGAUGAGGAUGAGGAGAACGACCUCUUGCUGAGCGGCCUCAGCCAUCAGAGCCACCUGAUCCUGCGGGCCGAGGGUCUGGCCACCGGCUUCUGCAAGGAUGUGCACGGGCAGCUCAGGAUCCUCUGGAGAAGGCCGUCGCAGCCCACCGCCCUGCGGGAUCGGAGCCUCACCUACCAGUACAAGAUACAGGAUAAGACUGUGUCCUUUUUUGCCAAAGGCCUGUCUCCUGCUGUUCUGUGACCAGAUUUGGGGGCUGCUGGGGCCAUGUCGGAUGCUCUGUGGACAUGGAUGAUAAGGGCCAAGCAGGAACGGGCCUUGUGCCUGGGAGCAGCAUUUCAGGUUGGGCCACAGCUUCAUGGUGACUGAGCGAUGCCCUGGUAGUUUGUGUGCUUUGUGCCAGGCUGAGCUCGGGAAGCAGGGAGGAGUCUGUGUCCCUGCCCCUGCUGAGAGGGCCUGGGUGUGGGGCCCUAGCCAAGGUCUGUGUGUAUUGACUGGCUGGCCUGGAGGCCCUGCAGGUGUGUGCCCCACUUCCGGUUCCAUGGUGCACAGCCCUGGCCAUCAAGGGCCUGGCAUGGGCCUUGGUCACGUAGGGCCUGUUUAGGGCACUUUGAAACAGGUGCUUUGUUUCUGUGUGUAAAUUAUCCCACAGUGAAUUUUAUCUUAAAAAUAAAUACAGUGAAAAAAUAACAUAGCUGGGCAUGGUGGCACACACCU
Messenger RNA from Fukomys damarensis (Damara mole-rat), 1292 nucleotides. It is a transcript of the gene Elp6, whose product is annotated as elongator acetyltransferase complex subunit 6. Gene Ontology annotation, biological process: tRNA wobble uridine modification. The coding region runs from base 18 to 818 and encodes 266 amino acids. NCBI's taxonomy places the organism in Eukaryota, Metazoa, Chordata, Mammalia, Rodentia, Bathyergidae. The transcript is spliced from 7 exons. The record is from RefSeq and is a predicted model, not a curated record. Gene Ontology annotation, cellular component: elongator holoenzyme complex.